Messenger RNA from Juglans regia (Persian walnut), 2086 nucleotides. RefSeq names its product protein WHAT'S THIS FACTOR 1 homolog, chloroplastic. Lineage: Eukaryota; Viridiplantae; Streptophyta; Magnoliopsida; Fagales; Juglandaceae. Bases 205 to 1449 code for a protein of 414 amino acids. The transcript is spliced from 2 exons. Gene Ontology annotation, molecular function: RNA binding. The record is from RefSeq and is a predicted model, not a curated record.
UUAAACUAUUCUUAUUAGCCGAAGGCUCGGAAAGGGGCAGCAGCUCUUUAGAAUCAACUAUCAAUGUGUAUGAUCUUCGUACGAAAAAAAGGCAUGGCGAAGUUGAAAAAACCUCGAGGAGAUUAACGGUAGGCACCCGUGUUAUCCCUCAGUACUGGGUCUUUAAGAUCAGUUUGCAAAGAACCGAACUUUUUGUUAAUCGAAAUGCUUCGGAAAAACCCCAGUUUUAGGAACAAUCCAUUUUAUGUUCCUCAAUCUCUUCAGUAUCUUGUCCGAAAAUUCUCACUCUGGUCAAUGAAGAAAGAACCGGAUCUCGAAUCUGCUCUGUCUAGGAACCGUAGGUGGGUUGUCAAUAAUCAAAUCAAGAACAUCAUUCUUCGGUGCCCCGACCGGGUGGCGCCGGUGAAGUUCUUGCAGAAGAAAUUCAAGACCCUUGAUCUACAGGGCAAAGCUCUGAACUGGCUCAAGAAAUACCCGUGCUGCUUCGACGUUUAUCUCGAAGGCGACGAGUACUACUGCCGGCUGACAAAGCGGAUGAUGUUUUUGGUGGAAGAGGAAGAGGCUGUCAAAGAUAUGCAGGAACCGGUGUUCGUCGAGAGGUUGGGGAAGUUGCUUAUGAUGAGCUCGAAUCAUAGACUCAAUGUCGUUAAACUCAAUGAAAUAAAGAGGAAUUUCGGUUUUCCAGACGACUAUCUGAUUAGAAUCGUGCCCAAGUAUUCGGAUAUGUUUCGGGUUGUUAAUUACAGCGGAAGACGGAGUUCGAUGGAGAUUGAACUGGCUUCCUGGAACCCUGAUUUCGCAGUUUCCGCCAUUGAAGCGGCCUCUAGGAAGCAGGGUUCUGAGCCAUGUUUUUCAUGUUCAUUGCCCUCUAGUUGGGUGAAGUCAUGGGAGAGAUCUCGCAAAUUCAACUCAACGCCGUAUAUUUCGCCAUACUUGGAAAUCAGAGGUUUGAUGGAGGGAUCAAUGGAGAUGGAGAAGAGGACUGUGGGCUUGGUGCACGAGCUGUUGUCGUUGACACUGUGGAAGAAAGCGUCAAUUUUGAAGCUAGGACAUUUUAGGAGAGAGUUUGGCUUGCCAGAGAAACUGAAUGUUCUGUUGCUCAAACAUCCAGGCAUUUUCUACGUUUCGAAUAAGUAUCAAAUCUAUACUGUGCUUCUUAGAGAAGGAUAUAAAGGGUCAGAGCUGAUUGAUAAAGAUCCUCUGGUUGUUGCUAAAGAAAAUUUUGGGGAACUGAUGCAGGACGGACUUCAUGAAUAUAAUCGGAGGCGACAUUUACUGAACUUGGAGAAGAAAAAGAAAGACAUAGUAUUGAGGGGAUUAGAGAAAAACAAGACCAGAAGCUCUGAAAUGUCCGACAAUGAUGAUGGGGGAGAUAAGUUGGGAGGUCUGUUUGAUCCGGAAGAAAGAAAAAGGUUCUAUAAAGUUCUCUUUGAUGAUGCUGUUCCAUAAAAUCCAAUUGCGCUCAAAUUCUGUAUUUCGGACAAUAAAAAGGUCAGGAAAGCAUCUGAAUAUUGACUCGAUCCAGAUAGUUUAGAAGACAUGAUGAAUAAGACUUGAGGGCUCCAGAAAGUUGCAUAGAUACUCCAAUGAAGGAUUCUUUGUUGGCAGGAAUGGCGAUUUGCUUCCCACUGAAACUCUCUCUCUCUCUCUCUCUCUCUCUUCUGCCUUGUCUUGAGGAAAUCUCCAUUGCCGACACCUGAACCUCUCAAAAGAACAUGUUGGCACUGAUUAUUUGAGUCUUCAGAAUUAUGACAUCUCUUAACCUCAGAAUAGUAAGAAAUUAUGGUACUUUUAGACCAGAAUCAUUCGAGACAUUGCACUGAAAUGACAUCUCGAUAAUGCUGCUUUAGGCGUGUUACAGACAUAGUCAUCAUUAUGUUUUUCAUUGGGAGUAUGGUGCCAAAACGAAACAAUUGAACAUAGAAACCGGUAUCAGGUAACAUGAAGACAAAGUGUAUUGGUGAGUAACAUUAAUCUCAAACCUUGCAUUGAGUAUUAGACGAACUGAAAUUUGCAUAGCCUUUACAUAUAGGAUCGAUAAAAUUAUACUUUGUCCAGCAAUUCUAUGAAAGAGACAACUUUGGGC